Phaeodactylum tricornutum CCAP 1055/1 is the source of this 765-nucleotide messenger RNA. RefSeq lists its product with no specific name. Lineage: Eukaryota; Bacillariophyta; Bacillariophyceae; Surirellales; Neidiaceae. Bases 1 to 765 code for a protein of 254 amino acids. The record is from RefSeq and is a predicted model, not a curated record. The transcript has a single exon. Gene Ontology annotation, biological process: ubiquinone biosynthetic process. Gene Ontology annotation, cellular component: mitochondrial inner membrane.
AUGGUGACCACGGAACCUUUUUAUGGGCUGCCACGGUCCCAAGCUUCGAAAGAUUGCGAGACCGAUACCGCGUCAGCCCGAUUCGCUUUGCUUUUGAGGCAUGCCGCAACCGCUCUGCGUGAUCCUACUCGCGCCGACUCCGUUGCAGCUGUGGGAGAACUGACGGGGACGUUGGCGCUCCAACGCAUGCAUCAGGCCAUGAAAGGUGAUCCCGUCGGUAGACAAAUUCUGAAAGACCGUCCAAUUGUCUCGAAAGCUAGUAUACCGUACGAACGGUUGAUUGAUGAAGCCAAAACUGCUGAUUUAUCGGCCGAUACGGUGACGUUUGGUCAGGCCUACGGCAUUUUUUUGAAAACCCAUGACUUUGAUCCGGACGGACGGGAUAAGGUUCGUUACGUUGAGGACGAAGAAUUGGCGUACGUCAUGCUUCGGUACCGUCAAUGCCACGAUUUCUGGCACGCCUUGACGCAGCUACCACCGACCGUCGUGGGCGAGCUUGGCUUGAAGUGGUUGGAGCUGUUUCAGACCGGCCUACCGCUAGCAGCGUUUGCGAGUACUGUAGGCUCUUUUCAGUUGAGUCAGCAGGAGCAGCAAAUACUGUGGAUCCAUUAUUUGCCUUGGGCAAAACGAAUAGGGCGGCAGCUUCCCUACUGUGCUUUGAUGAACGUGUAUUACGAAACAGAGUGGGACACUCCCUUGAACAAGUUACGAAAAAGACUCCAUAUCGAGCAGGCUCCAGAAAUACCAAGCGUAGAUCAAAAUUAG